AUGAAAGCCAACAAGAGCCCCGUUCUUGCUCUUGCACUUGUCACGGGUGCUCUCGGCCACGUCGCCGUCCCCCGUCAAAUAGUGCACAGUAGCGCAGCUCAAGUCGAUGGGACGUGCAAGAAACCCGCCUGCAACAGCGAUGCAGACUGCCAGAACCAUUCGUCUUCCGAGGUUCGGGGAGUGAACGGAGCAACGUGCGGGCGAUGCGAAAACCCCGACGAGGACUCUAGCAUGAGGUGGAGCGACGACGUCUUGCAGCAUAUCUACGACCACAGGACGUACGUUUGGGACGGGAACAGAACCACGUUCGUCGACGACAAGACCAAGGCGGAUGCAAAGGGGCAGGGGUUCUGCCUUGGGACGUGA
Messenger RNA from Anthostomella pinea, 366 nucleotides. The record is from the annotation of a GenBank genome assembly. Lineage: Eukaryota; Fungi; Ascomycota; Sordariomycetes; Xylariales; Xylariaceae.